AUGCCACUUUUCGUCGAGCUACUUCGACAUAUAAUACUAUUUCAGAACACCUUUGAUACUUUCAAAACUCUGAAAUUGCCGCCACCUUCACGGUCCUCACGUAAUGGUGGACUGCCGAGUGCACGAGCCAUGCAGCAACGAAAACGGGAUAUGAAAGGCUGCCUGGCGGUGUGGAUAGUUUGGUGCUGCUUCAUGACAUAUGAGCGUUUGCUCGAAGGAAUCUUCUCACUAUUUAUCCCUUUCUACGACGAGGUGAAGGCCCUUACUCUUCUGUUCCUGCUGGUAACUCGUGCAAAGGGUGCUGAACCUAUUUACCUGCACGUCAUACGGCCUUUUCUAAAACCGUACACAGCGUCUGUCGACGCUCUGCUGGAUCUGGUGCGCAUGUUCGGCGACAUUAUGUUUGCUUUGUCGGCUUUGCCGAUUCGGUACAUGCGGACUUGGUGGCAUCACAUACGCCCCACAAGUUUGACACAAUAUGUCAGCAUUCGACAGUGGAUUAGUUCCACAGCGUCUUAUGAGGCUACUACGACCACCUCAUCCACGCGAAGUGCUUCGUCUUCGACGUCCACCUUGCUGAAUGUAUCGGAUACGACAAUCUCACAAGAAACCAUCACUGCUGGUCCAUCCAGGAUAUUGAGGGAAAGCGUGGGCCAAAAAGUGAACGCUGGUCCUCGGCCCGACUUACCUCUAGACCCAUCCGUCAAACCGUCCGUCGCUUCCGUAACAUCGCAUCAAGUCUGGUAUCCCCCACCAUCCUCUUAUAGAGAUUCAGCAGAGGAGAACAUCACCCCGGAAUCUACCUCAGAUGUGAAUCGACAUGACGGUUUACCAGAUAUUAUCUCUCAACACACCGUUCAAGAACUAAUGCAGAUGGAAGAAUGGCGACAGUAUCCCGCGUUCCCAUCCGCGUAUCCCGCAACUCCCCUCCUUCCCACUAGCACUCUUCCAAACAUAUCAGCCGUUAUGCUCUCCUUUGCAGAGAACGAAGGCGACAGAACACUGCGUCAGCAGGAUUUUGAGCAGUCGCUCUUGAGUUCGCGAGCGUCUUUGGAACCGAACCUCGCCGAACUCUUGAGCGACAACACCGAUCAAAACCAGGUUCCUGAUGAUAAUAAUAAUAAUGAUGAAGACUCGCCCAUGUCCGUUGAUGAGUCAAUGGACGAGGACGAUGAAGACGAAUUUAACAUAACGCUAGGGACUCCCCUCCCUCCUCCUACGAACACGUUGAGAUUACGUCCGGGCAGACGCCCUAUACGACCAUUGGUAUUGCAGUCUGAUGAUGAUGUAUCAUCUGGCGCCACUUCCCCUACCGCGUUGAGUACAACAGACUAUGGUUCUUCUCUUCACACUCCUACUUCCUCGGAAGCCUCGUUCGCCGAAUCGUUACCUUCACAAGCCCCGCAAGUAGCUAGCCGGAAACGUGCUCUUCCUCGGAGUUUCUCUCCGGGAAUCCAAAAGAAAACCCGCACAAGAGCGUCUCCCAUAUCUCGCCGUACUGUUCAAAAGCGGGAUAUUGUUAUUCAACCUCGGAGACGCGUUGUGGUCGCUAGGCGGCGCCAAACGCUCAAACCUGCUCUGAAUUCCGAGCGAGAGCAGUCGGAGGGCAAUUCCGAGGCAGCUUCGGAAAGGGAAGGCAACGGGAAAGGAAGUACGACGCAACCAAAAUCGAAGAGACGAAAGGUCGACGCACCCUCUGCCAAGAAUACUAAUCAGCGUAAAGGCAAAGGUGUAGCACCACCGCGUUCUGACACUAUACGGUCGUCUUCACGAUUACGGCCAGGCGCUACGUCUGGGAUCCGAGCUUUCAGACAAUCAUCUGAACUCGGGUUCUCAAGAAACGCUGAGGGGACGUCGGCCAGCUGCUAA
This is a messenger RNA of Desarmillaria tabescens, 1869 nucleotides long. RefSeq lists its product as uncharacterized. Lineage: Eukaryota; Fungi; Basidiomycota; Agaricomycetes; Agaricales; Physalacriaceae. The record is from RefSeq and is a predicted model, not a curated record. Bases 1 to 1869 code for a protein of 622 amino acids. The transcript is spliced from 3 exons.